Molecule: messenger RNA, 1642 nt
Organism: Setaria italica (foxtail millet)
Lineage: Eukaryota; Viridiplantae; Streptophyta; Magnoliopsida; Poales; Poaceae
Product: COBRA-like protein 3
Exons: 6
Coding region: 161-1447 (428 amino acids)
Biological process (GO): cellulose microfibril organization; plant-type cell wall cellulose biosynthetic process
Cellular component (GO): plasma membrane
Source: RefSeq, a predicted model, not a curated record
GUGAGGUCAACUGCAGGGCAUUGACUGAUGUGGUAUAAACCGAGCCGAUCUCCCCUGUCCUCCUCCACAUUCUUCGCCGGCUACCCCCUGUGGCCGAGCUCGCAGCUAUAAACUGAGCAGUCUGGAGCGAGAUCGGAGUGAGGAAAGGAAAGGGAGAAUAAUGGCGGCGGGAGGCAGACCAGUCACCUGUUGCUGCGGCGCCGUGCUGCUCGCCGCGGCGCUGCUGCUCUCCGCACCGGACGCCACAGAGGCUUAUGAUUCCUUAGAUCCAAACGGCAACAUCACCAUAAAAUGGGAUGUUAUGCAAUGGACUCCUGAUGGAUAUGUUGCUGUUGUUACAAUGUACAACUACCAACAAUUACGGCACAUCGGGCCACCUGGGUGGCAGCUGGGGUGGACAUGGACCAAGGAGGAGGUCAUCUGGUCGAUGGUUGGGGCGCAGACCACCGAACAGGGUGACUGCUCGAGAUUCCAGGACAACAUCCCCCACAGCUGCAAGAAAGAUCCCGUGGUCGUCGAUUUACUUCCGGACGCUCCAUACGACAUGCAGAUCGCCAAUUGCUGCAAAGCAGGGGUGAUAAGUACGUUCAAUCAGGACCCGGCAAAUUCUGUUGCCUCCUUCCAGCUCAGUGUAGGUCUUUCUGAGACUACCACUAAGGCCGUUAGGGUGCCAAGGAACUUCACUCUUAAGACUCCAGGUCCUGGGUACACAUGUGGGCGUGCCAUUGUUGGCAGGCCGACAAGGUUUUUCACCCCGGAUGGGCGCAGGGCAACCCAAGCUCUUAUGACAUGGAAUGUUACUUGCACCUAUUCUCAGUUUCUUGCUCAGAAGACUCCAUCCUGCUGUGUAUCUCUCUCAUCCUCCUACAACAGCACAACCGUGGACUGCCCAACAUGCUCUUGUGGCUGCCAAAACCCAAAAGGGACAAACUGUGUGAAUAAGGAUUCACCUCAUCUACCAUCUGCCAUUGACGGCCCUGGCAAAUGGACUGGCCAGCCUCUCGUCGAGUGCACUUCCCACAUGUGCCCGGUAAGAAUCAACUGGCACGUGAAGCAGAACUUCAAGGACUACUGGAGGGUGAAGAUCACCAUCACAAACUUCAACUUCCGCAUGAACUACACGGAGUGGAACUUAGCCGUUCAGCAUCCAAACUUGGACAAUAUCACCCAGCUGUUCGGCCUCAACUACAAACCAUUGACCCCAUACGGCGCCGGCAUAAAUGACACGGCAAUGCUCUGGGGUGUAAAACCCUACAACGAUGUGCUGAUGCAAGCCGGCAAUAAGAUUGGGAGUGUGCAGGGCGAACUGCUUCUCCGCAAGGACUCCCAGACUUUCACCUUCGGAAAGGGAUGGGCCUUCCCACGCCGUGUGUACUUGAACGGCGAUAACUGUGUCAUGCCAGCUCCUGAAAAUUAUCCGUCGUUGCCGAAAGAACCAUCCGGGUGACCAUGGUUGAUUGUCAUUUCCACAGAAUAAACGUUAUGAGCAGGCUUGAUCGCAUAGAUCGUUUGUACUUAGAAAAUGAAAGGCUACUGCUGGCUGCGCCAGAACUCGGUGGCCUACGGGUUAUGAUUUACGCUGUGACUUGAAUAAGUGAUGAGUUCAUCAUCGAUUAACCAGCUGCAGCAGGAAGUUUGAUGA